AUCACGAUGGCUAAUAAUUCCUUAGAUGAAAUUAAAAAUAGCGAAGUUAAUCUUGAGAGCCUUCCUAUCGGAGACGUUUUCACGCUUUUAAAUUGUACGGAGGAUGGGUUGACUGACGAGGAAGGGAAUAGGAGGCUCGAAAUCUUUGGCCACAAUAAGCUUGAGGAGAAAAAGGAAAAUAAAUUCCUCAAGUUUUUAGGGUUCAUGUGGAAUCCUCUUUCAUGGGUCAUGGAAUUUGCAGCAAUUAUGGCCGUUGUUUUAGCAAAUGGCGGUGGCCGGCCACCGGAUUGGCCGGAUUUCAUCGGUAUCGUUGUGCUACUUCUCAUAAACUCGACCAUCAGUUUUAUUGAGGAAAACAAUGCCGGCAAUGCUGCUGCCGCGUUGAUGGCGGGACUAGCCCCGAAGUCCAAGCUUUUACGCAACGGAAAAUGGAGCGAGCAAGAUGCAUCCAUCUUGGUUCCGGGAGACAUAGUGAACGUCAAGCUCGGUGAUAUAAUCCCGGCUGACGUUCGUCUCCUUGAAGGUGACACUUUAAAGAUUGAUCAGUCUGCACUCACCGGUGAAUCCAUUCCUGUGAACAAGAAUCCUGGCGAGGUAGUGUACUCGGGAUCAACGUGCAAGCAAGGCGAGAUCGAGGCUAUCGUCAUCGCCACCGGUGUCCGCACCUUCUUCGGGAAGGCGGCACACCUUGUUGAGAACACCAAUCAAGUUGGCCAUUUUCAAAAGGUAUUGACUGACAUCGGUAACUUCUGCAUAUGCUCAAUUGCCAUCGGAAUGGCCAUCGAGAUUGUGGUGAUGUAUUCGAUACAACAAAGAACGUAUAGAGAUGGUAUCGAUAAUCUAUUGAUUCUUCUCAUCGGAGGUAUCCCGAUUGCGAUGCCUACGGUUUUGUCAGUUACGAUGGCGAUAGGGGCUCACCACCUCUCAAAACAAGGUGCAAUCACCAAGAGGAUGACUGCCAUCGAGGAGAUGGCCGGCAUGGAUGUCCUUUGUAGCGACAAAACGGGUACCCUAACUCUUAACAAGCUAACCGUCGACAAAUCCUUAAUCGAGGUUUUCGUAAAGGAUUGCGAUAAGGACAUGGUGGUGUUGUACGCAGCUCGAGCUUCAAGGAUCGAAAACCAGGACGCCAUUGAUGCUUCCAUCGUCAACAUGCUGGGUGAUCCUAAAGAGGCGCGUGCUGGAAUCAAAGAGGUUCACUUCCUGCCAUUUAAUCCGGUGGACAAGCGCACCGCCAUCACCUACAUCGACGGUGACGGCAGUUGGCAUCGAUUAAGCAAGGGUGCACCAGAACAAAUCAUCGAACUUUGUGAUCUCAAGGGUGAAACACUAAAGAAGGCGAACGAUAUCAUCGAAGGAUUCGCGAACCGAGGUCUUCGUUCCUUAGGUGUUGCUCGUCAAAAGGUGCCGGAGAAGACGAAGGAGAGCCCAGGAACACCGUGGGAGUUUAUCGGAUUGUUGCCGCUUUUUGAUCCACCAAGACACGACAGCGCCGCGACGAUCCGUAAGGCUUUGGAACUCGGUGUUAAAGUGAAGAUGAUCACCGGUGAUCAGCUCGCUAUCGGCAAGGAAACCGGCAGAAGACUUGGCAUGGGCACCGAUAUGUAUCCUUCUUCUUCACUUCUUGGACAACAGAAUGAUGAUAGCGACGCUUCCAUCGAUCUUCUCAUCGAGAAGGCUGAUGGCUUCGCAGGAGUUUUCCCCGAGCACAAGUAUGAGAUCGUCAAAAGGUUGCAAGAGAGGAAUCACAUCUGCGGUAUGACCGGAGACGGUGUCAAUGAUGCACCGGCUCUCAAGCGGGCCGACAUCGGAAUCGCGGUGGCUGAUGCCACAGACGCAGCCAGGAGCGCUUCCGAUAUGAUCCUGACCGAGCCAGGACUCAACGUGAUCGUGAGUGCUGUACUGACAAGCCGAACCAUCUUCCAAAGGAUGAAAAACUACACGAUCUAUGCUGUCUCCAUCACCAUCCGGAUCGUGAUGGGGUUCAUGCUUAUCACUCUCAUAUGGAAGUUCGACUUCUCGCCGUUCAUGAUCCUCAUCAUCGCCAUCCUAAAUGACAGCACCAUCAUGAUGAUCUCCACCGAUAUAGUUGAGCCGUCACCUGUCCCCGACUCGUGGAAGCUCAACGAAAUCUUCGCCACCGGUAUUAUCCUUGGAACUUAUCUUGCACUUGUAACCGUCGCCUUCUUUUGGCUCACAGCCAAAACCGACCUCUUAUCUAAACUCUGUGGUGUUCACUCCAUCGUCGGAAAUGAUGAUGAGAUCACUGCGGCACUGUACCUCCAAGUGAGCAUCAUCAGCCAGGCGCUUAUCUUCGUGACCAGGUCUCGAAGUUGGUCAUUUCUUGACCGCCCUAGCACCUUGCUAAUCCUUGCAUUCGUAGUAGCUCAGAUAUUGGCUACAUUGCUCGCUGUAUAUUCAGAUUGGGAUUUUGCAGAGAUUAAGGGAGUCGGGUGGCGAUGGGCUGCAGUGAUCUGGGUCUUCAGUAUCAUUACCUACUUCCCUCUUGAUAUCCUUAAGUUCAUCAUCCAUUCAGCAUUGAAAGGAGACUCCAGAUAACUGUAAAAGGUAAAAUAGUUCCCCCAAUCUUAAAAUUAGUGUCCAUAUUUCUAUUUCAGUUUGUCCCAAAAUAAGUAUUCACUUUUAAAAGUAAUUGUCUACUUUUCAAUUCUAACCUUAACUAUGAGAUGGAGAAAUUCAUACUCUUUCUAUUGUUAAGGGUACAAUUGUCAUUUAGUUAAUUAAAGAAAAUGUAAUGAUUAACACAAUUAUAAAAUUGUGUGCCUUUUUAUUGUGGACAUUUAUUUUGGAAUGGAGGAGUACAAGUCAACUUUUGGAUAGUUACUAAGGGGUCGUUUACCGAACGCUUACCGGCAAGAAAACAACCCUUACUUACCCUAUCGGAUAAUAUUCUUGGCCAUCAAAAUGGAUUGUUAAUAAGCGUCUUUUACCUAGUAAGGUCUUAUCGGGUAAGAGUCUUCUCUCUCACUUAUGGAUAAGAUUCUCGGUCUUUGUCAUACUUACCUAAAUAGGUAAGUGAAAUCCAGAAAGCGCUUACCAUGUAACAGUUUGGUAAACAGCCCCUAAGAUGAACGAGC
Cynara cardunculus var. scolymus (artichoke) is the source of this 3098-nucleotide messenger RNA. RefSeq names its product ATPase 8, plasma membrane-type-like. Gene Ontology annotation, cellular component: plasma membrane. Gene Ontology annotation, biological process: regulation of intracellular pH; proton export across plasma membrane. NCBI's taxonomy places the organism in Eukaryota, Viridiplantae, Streptophyta, Magnoliopsida, Asterales, Asteraceae. The transcript is spliced from 8 exons. Bases 7 to 2559 code for a protein of 850 amino acids. The record is from RefSeq and is a predicted model, not a curated record. Gene Ontology annotation, molecular function: ATP binding; ATP hydrolysis activity; P-type proton-exporting transporter activity.